ACUUUUGAUUCGCAACUUUUUACUAAAAAUCUGAUAAAUUAGCUUACUUCUUUUUAAACCAGUUCAGCACCAAAAGCAUAGUGCAUAUAAUAACACAAAUCCAGAAGUAAUGAUCUAAACAGUCCUGUUCACGUAGAGAGAAAUAAUGCUGGUCUGGCCUGUUAAAAUCUUGUUCCAAGAAAUUUGUUUCCAUCUGCUCUUGUUUGGGCUGUGCAGCAUAAACUUUUGCUUUAAUUGUAGCUUACUUGGAUUUUAAAGGAUCCACUUGUUCUUAGUCCUAGUAGGCUCCAAAAUUAAUUCCUCUCCAAAUAGCCAGCAAUGUUUGAGAAGUCUGAAGAGCAGGAAGGAACACUGCAAUUCACAUACAGAGCACUCACUGCAGUGUUUAAAUAGUGGUGCUGACUGCUUUGCUACAGAGAGAAUUCAGGUUUACCCACAAUUCAAAUGGUUCUUCUGGAGACAUUGACCUCUGUAGUAGUUCUGCAGAUUGCAGCAUUGUUGUGUUAACUCAAUGCACAGUGGCACUGCUGUUGUGCUGGCUGAGGCUCAUUGGUUCACAGUGGCAGUGGCUUAGGUCUUUCUCCAAGUAGGAUUUUGGAGAGUGAAUGAGAGGUGGAAAAUAAUUGAAUGAAGUGUUUUGUCCACAUAGUUUGCACAGGUGUUAGCUAUACAUGAUUCAUAGUUCUGUAUAGGCAUUUAGGUCAAGGGGUGGGAUUGAGGCUUUUUGUGAAUCUUGAAAGAAUGCACAAUUCUAUCAUUUUCUUUCUUUUUUUAAAACCUAACAUAUGCAUCCUCAAAAUGCCUCUAUUCUGAAUAUCUUUGAAGUUAUUAACCACUCAGACUGCCUUUCCUCUCUUUCAGACUGCUUGUCUAAAAGGGUGUGAUAACCCUGAUAAGUCAACUCAAUGUCUCUUAUUUAGCAAACUGGGAAGUCUCUAGAAAAUUCCAGUCAUGGGGAAGUUGUAUAACCCUCAAUGCACAGUGUUCUGAUGCUUUUCUGAGUUUAUAGUGUUCACUAUCCAUUUUAAAGUGCUAGUUUUGCUCUCUGGUACUAAAUGGAUUUUAAGAAUUAUGUUUGUGACAGGGCAGUAGCACACUAGAGGAAGUCCAUCUUAAAAUGUUAAUAUCAUUCUCCCACAUAUCUGUACUGCUGAAACAGUCCACUUUCCUGCCUCCUUUCACAUCUUUCUCCCUCUUGAAAUUAAAAAGAAAAGAAAUAAUUCAAAAAUAGCUCUACUACAGUCUCUGUGCAUCAAGGGCAGGCUAAACUGUUUUCUUUUUUCAUUUCCUGCCACUUCAUGGUUCUGUCAGGAUUUUUCCAGGAGAAAGGGCAGGUCAGUAUACAGUUGUCUGGGAAAAGAAAACUUAGUUACAGAUAUUUAAACAAGCCCAAAACAAACAGCUUAAUUGGUCACAUGAGGGAAACAAGAUGCCAAGGUCAUCCUCUCCUUCCCUCAUAUGGCAUCCAAAUGACCCUAAACAUCUGGGUUUUUUUUCCUCUUGCUUGCUUCUAUGUUUAGCUAUGUAAGUUUCUAUUAACAGCACCCAAAAUAGAUGUUGUUCAAGGCAGGCAGGUGUACCUGCCCACUCUGCAUGAGACAGGGCUCCUGCCAUGGCAGUGGAGGAAAAGGGGCUCAAGCGCUGCUGCUCUUCCUGCAGUAGGGAAUUGGUUGUGUAACAAGGGAAAAAUGUGCAGGGUGACUGCUCAGGGGGCCAUAGGCUCUGGAAAGUCUAUGGCAACGGGAUCAGUCUUAAGGCUGACUGCAUUUAACCAUCAGGAUUAUCUCUAGUAAUCCUUUUCUGUGUUUGCAGGGAAAUGUACAUUUUGCAUUCUAUUCUGCUCAAAAAGAUUUAUCUUCAGACACUGAACAAAAAUUCUCUCUAAUUGUCAGUGAAGAUGAGUGACCUGCUGCCAAUAUGACAUCUCUGACAAGUGUCAUUGCCUCCCACCAGUCCGAGUGGGUGUCCUUCACUGAUGAGCUGCUCCUCCCUGUUCGCCCACGAGGUAGCACAGAGGCUCCUCCAGUGAAAUGUUUUCAUUCCUCAGAUACAUCCUCAGAGGAGAACCACAAUGCAAAUGGAGAAUUUCAAGACCUUUUCUGUACAGAGCUGCAAGAGGCAGCUGAGCAGCCCAAGGUGGAUUCUGCUGUGCUUGGUAACCAUGUGUGUCCCAGCACUGAUCUGUCAUCAUCCAUCAGUGCUUGGGUUCAGUUUGAAGACGCACCAUGGGCCAGUGCUUCAUCAACCCACCCACAAACAGUGUCUGCAUCAAAAGCACCCAGCUGGACUUCCCCCUCUUCCAACUCUUCUGAGAGGCAAGCCCAUGCCUCAGAGAGCAGCUGGACAACCAACUCAGAGGACACCAGCAGCCCAAGCAUUGCUCCCUCCUACACAGAUCUGCAGUCACUUAAUACUGAGGACUUGACCAGUGGUAGAACAUCUGCAGCGGAUUCAGCUGACAAUUCCUCAUCUCUCCAGGAAGAUGAAGAGAUAGAUAUGGAGGCUGUCAACUGGCAGCUGAACAACACCUCCAUGAAUGUCCAUUCAUCUACCCCAACCACAGUUCGUUUCCCCAGCUGGGUGACUUUUGAUGACAAUGAAGUCAGUUUUUCACCACAGAGCCUUUCUCCCUUGAAAACAGAUACCCCACCUGCAGAAACACAGGCUCCAGAUGUUAACUUUAAUCACACUACAUCCUUAAAGAAAAGAGAACGUCCUAAAAGUACAUUUGGAGACCUCUCCAAAAUUCAAAAACUAGACCUCUCCUCUUUAACCAAGUUGCCUUCUGUUGAAACACCACCAUGGAGUUCUACUAAUCCCUUUCUGGAUGAAUCUCUUCGAGAUGUCCAGCCCUCACCCAUCAAUCCAUUCAGCUCAUUCUUUGAGGAGCAAGAGAGGCGUUCCAAAAGCUCUUCUGUCUCCAGUGCUCCAGGCAAAAGCCAAAGAGACUCUCUGAUUAUUCUCCACCAAGAGCCUGAUACCAUCAGUUUCCAUGAGGCAAACAAAACUGUAACCCACACGGAUGCUGUAGAGCAGCUCAAACAGCUCCAGAUUGGAGACCCAGAUCGAGUGAGCAGUCCUACCUUGCCCGAUGAUGACCCCAUGAUGCCAUAUGAUCUGGAUGCAGCUUUAUUCAACCUGGCACCAGCUCAGCCAAAGGAUGGAUGGCCAAUGAUGCUGAGGAUCCCAGAGAAGAAGAACAUUAUGUCAUCCAGGCACUGGGGACCAAUAUAUGUUAAGCUGACCAACAGUGGAUGUAUACAGCUUUUUUAUGAGAAGGGACUAGAGAAGCCUUUUCGGGAACUCAAACUUGAAAUCAAUCACGAGAUUUCAGAGCGCAAACUGCAGAACUAUGAUGAGAAUGGAAGGAUACACAGCGUGAGGUUGGAUCGCACAACAUACAAGGAGAAAAAGAAGUAUCAGCCUAAGCCUGCCAUUGCACACACUGCAGAGAGAGAGCAAAUUAUCAAACUUGGGACUACAGAUUAUGAAGACUUCCUUAGCUUCAUCACUGCUGUGCAAGACACACUGAUGAACUUGCCAGCUUCAUCAACAGAUCUGAGCACAGUGGGACUGAAUUAUCAAGAGGAAGAAAUCACUGUGGAUGUCAGGGAUGAGUUUCAUGGCAUCUUGGCUAAGGGAGAUAGUGUGAUUCUCCAGCACAGUGUGCUGACUCAUAUCUAUGUUCUCAGCUUCCUUUCUGGUCUGGCAGAAUGCAGACUGGGUCUUAAUGAUAUCCUGAUUAAAGGGAAUGAAAUAGUUGCAAGGCAGGAUAUUAUGCCCACUACUACCACUAAGUGGAUUAAAUUAUACAGCUGCCGGUUCCAUUCAUGUGUGGAUGAGGAUAUGUUUAAUAACUCCCGUAUUAUCCUGUUCAACCCCUUGGAUGCCUGUCGGUUUGAACUGAUGAGAUUCAGGACUGUCUUUGCUGAGAAAACUUUGCCUUUUACUCUGAGGACAGCUGCCAGCAUCAAUGGUGCUGAGGUGGAGGUGCAGAGCUGGCUGAUGAUGUCCACGGGGUUCUCUUCCAAUCAUGACCCUUUAACUCAGGUCCCUUGUGAAAACGUGAUGAUCCGCUACCCCGUGCCAAGUGAGUGGGUGAAGAACUUCCGCAGGGAGAGUGUCCUGGGGGAGAAAUCUUUGAAAGCCAAGGUGAACAAGGGAGCCACUUUUGGAUCAACCAGUCUGUCUGGUUCUGAGCCAGUAAUGAGAGUAACUUUGGGAACUGCCAAAUACGAGCAUGCCUUUAAUUCCAUCGUAUGGAGGAUAAACCGACUGCCUGACAAAAACUCAGCUUCUGGCCAUCCUCACUGCUUUUUCUGCCACCUAGAGCUUGGCUCUGACCGGGAAGUGCCUUCCAGUUUUGUCCGCUAUGUAGAUGUGGAAUUUGACAUGCCCACCACCUCUGCGUCCAAAGCCGCUGUUCGCUCCAUCUCUGUCGAGGACAAGACCGAUGUGAGGAAGUGGGUCAACUAUUCAGCACACUACAGCUACAAGGUCGAAAUAGAGCAGAAAACAAGCUUGAAUGAAGAUCUGAAGGGAGAAAGUACUUCAAAUGUCAAUGAAUGUGCUACACAGUAAAGGAAGAUCAGUCUGCAAGUCCCAAGAGGGGUGGUCAAAUUAACAGAUCUUGAAGAAAGGACUUGCAGGGGUUGGGUAUUUAUAUUUUAAAAAAUUUGGGACUACUACAUUUAAAAUAAUGCUCUGAAGAGCAUACUUUUUUUCUUUGUGAUGAUCCAUACUUUGAGAAGAAUGUGGUCAGUGGGUUGUUUGGAUCCACGGGCUUUUGCUGGAACAGUAUAAGUACAGUUGUACAGUCAAGCCUGCCUUUUCUGCCUUUUCAUCAUUUAGGUUCUGCACUCAAGUAUGGUCUGGCAACCAUCACAGCCACACGAGAAAACAGCCUUUAUCUCACAGUCUUGCCCUGCCUCAUUAGGCAUUUUGUUUCAAUGACAUUUGGUUUGGCCAUUGACUGAAUUGCAUCCUUUUGAACUGCCAAAUAAAAUUCAGGGAGGAUCAAGUGAAAAAAUUAUAUAAAAUCUCCUUUCUGAAAUGGUCCACAGAGUGAAAACCCUGAGCAUCAUUCUGGAGAAUCAACACACCCUGCAUCUCAAACAAAGAGAAUGGAAUCUGUGUUUAAGUAGAUGAACUACAGACAGGACAGCUGAUCACAGAGCUGUUCCUCUGUUCAGCCCUUCCGUCUCACCCCUCGAAUGACAACAUGCCACUGUGCACAUUUUCACAGGCUUUGCACAAUUUACAAGAAAGCCUCUGCAAUUUCUUAUAAUUUUUACUUUGUAGUCUGAGCUGUUCUGGUAUCUUGACUGAACAUGGUCGUGGCUGCUAGCAAUAGGGAAUGUGUAUUACAGUAGUAGAGAUACCAGAGGGACUUUGCUGAUAUUAGAUCAUUCCUGCCUAGAAAGAUAUUUAAGGGAAAAACAUGGGGGUUUAGUUUUGGGUUUGGGGUUUUUUUGUAUAUUUUCUUGGAUGGGUAAAAUGGUGGUUAUUGAAAAUGUCAGAACACAAUUACUUUAACAGACAAUGUUGUUUAUUUUCCUAAAAAUUCUUGGAAAUCUGUCCAGCACAAUAUUGUUUUCAUGUUCUAUCUUGAACCUAGAAUAUAAGUAACUUGUAUCUUUGUAACACCUCCAUUAACUGGGCCCCAAAAUCUCUUUCCAAAAAUUGACAAAAUUCUAUCCCCACUUUUAUCCCACUUAGCUGGAAGUAAUAGCAAGUCUUAAAACCUCUUUCUAAAUAAAAGUGCAGAAGACAUAAACCACUCGUUUACACAUAUUUUCAGAAAAAACAGUGUUAAAAGUACCCAUUUUUAGUUGUUUCUAUGGCUUGUGUAAUAUUUUGUCUUGUAACGUUAAAUGUAAAGUAAGUAAUUUAUUAAAUCAUUUAUCUUUUGAAAGGUUACUACUGACUAUAAAAUACACAUUUGGAAAACUUUGGCAAUGUAAUUUAAAAUCAUAAUGAAUUAAAAUGAAAGCUUUUUUAUACAUUUAUUUCAUUUUACAUUUAAUAUAAAAAAAUUAAUACACUCUUGAUUUACCCUGUGACUCCUAUAAAAAUUACUACAAUGUUAAAAUCCCAAAUAAAUGAUAAAAUUAAUUUCAUUGAGUCUGACACUGGUAGUGGUAGAAUUUAAAAUAAAUUGCAGGGAACUUAUAAAUGCCUUUUUUAUAUGCACCUACAUUUCAAGUCUGCAUCAUCCUAGCACAGAUGCACCACUGUAAAUAUGUAAAGUCUCAGUCCUUCUAGGACUUUCUAACAAGCCUUUAAUACUUCACUUCAGGUAGCCCUUGUGGACCCAGGAUGCUCCUUGGACCACACCAGUUAAUACUAAGUAUUUGCAACAUCUCUCUGUAAAGGGAAGAAUGCUAUUAACUUUUAUGAAGAAUUUUGAGAUCAAGGAAUUAAAUUUUCUGAUAUUAUUGAUGAUAAUUUGUAUAGGCUCUGAAAUAUCUGGGAGCACGGCGCUGAAUUUGUGACUGAUUCUCAGCUCUGGCACAGACUGGCUGGUAUGAGUUGCAUGGCAACUCCUCUACAAAAUUCACUCCUGUUCAAAGGCAGUCAUAGAAUUUUUGGGUGGUCUUCCUGCUUUUCACUGCAGCUCCUAAUGUACAGUUUCUAAAACCCACCAACAAGAAAUAAAAAAAGCCAAACAACAAGCUGAAGCAGUGCUGAGAUGUUACUGAGGAAAUGUGAGAAUGUUUUGUGAAAGAGAUGGAGAAUUUCUACUCUGACCUGCAAGCUCAGUGUCUGAUUUUUUUGCCUAUUGCCCCUCAGAUCAUGUAAAUACAAAUAAGUGUACAAAUUAGCAAAGUUAUGUUGUACUCCUUAAGAGGGGAGAAAAUAAAAGGAAUAUAAUUUUCUAUUGCUGUUGAAUUGUUAAACCAUCCAGCCUCUAUCAAUCAUACUUGUGCCACAGAACACGCUAUGUUCCAGUAACUAAAAGAUAAACAUAUUGGAGCUUUAUGGAUUUAUUAUGGAUUUAUUUAAUUUCUUUACCACUUCAUUGCUGAUUUUAAUUUUUUUUUUUUAAUUCAGAAUCAAUGAAUGAAAAACCUGACUUUUACCUUUCUUGUGUAGUUGUACACAGAAGUACUUCUUCCAGUCAUCAUGAAUUUCUUCAGGCAAAACUGGAAAAGUGUUCUGGUUUAUAUGAAAGCUAUUUUAAUCCAGUCUCAUCUCCAGAGAGUGUUUUUAGAGGUACCUACCACUGAAUUUUCAAGAAUUUAGGAUGAAUACCUCAGCCAGAGUUUUAAAAGAUCUUAUUUCCUUAUUUCCUAAGGACUGUAGUAAGUAGUUUGAAUUCUCAAAAACUGCUAAUAACCAAAAUCUUAAGAAAGUUUAUUGUUGGUGUCAACCAGGUGUCUCAACUGAAUUCUUUUUUCAGUCCAGCACCAUCACGAUCAUUGGGAAUUUGAACACUAGGAUCCUAAGUGCCCUUACUCAGGUCUCCACUGUUUUUUAUUGAUUAAAUAGUGCCAAUUUUUCAGUGUUACACACUGUCACAUAUGUACUUUAUGUACAUAUACUCUUCACCCAUGUGAAUAUAGUAGUAAUCUGAACAGACUGUUGAUUGGAGGGAAGGGAAAAGAUCUGAGAGGUUUGUGAGUUUGAAAGUAGCAGAAAUUAUUUAGAUACAAGCAGUGCCCGUAGUGGGGGUGAUUUUUAAAUUUUUUAAAUUUUUAAUCAUGUGGAAAAAUCUCUCUGACCAGUUUCAAAUUACUACUUCCUUUGAGAAAGAUGCAGUCACUGUCCUUUGGUAUAUUUGAAAGCUUUGUAGUACUCAAACACUCCAUGCAGGAAAUAUGCCUUCAAGGUAAGCAUACGUUUACUCCCUGAAGCAUUUCUCACUUUCAGUCCCUUUCUAUUUCUCAUUAUAGUUUUAAUAUUUGUACUGUGGUAAGACUUGAGGUAUUGCAUGGAAUUUUGCCUAGAAACAUGAAGUGUCUUUGAUCACAAGGAGUAAAGAUGAGCAAUAUCUCCAGGCAGCUGAGCUUAUUUUAGUUAAUGUCUCUUACAUUUAUUAACUAUCAACACUCCGCUAGAAAAGGAAAAUGGGUGAAUUCAGCUGAGAGAUACUAAAACUGACUGAUGUUAUUUUUGUUCUUUCUUUUAUUUAGGUUUAAAUUUAGUCAUCCUAUGAAGGAGCUAGACACAGAAGUAUCAUUAUAAACACUGCAGAAAUUAUUUUCCUUCUCUGGUGGGUUGCUGGCUGACAGUUACUUGAUAGGCUGUCCAACACCUGUCCACAUUAUUUAGUAGCUGCUAAAACUCCCUCUUGAACAGUCACCUCCCAGGACAGAGAGCAACUGCAUGCAAAAGAGCAUGAAAGCAAGUGGAAAAGGUGUAUCAAGCUCAACCUGGAGGUGCUUACUCUUUUGCUUGCAUAAAAUUUCUUUGGCCCUUCAGUGCACUAAUCAAGUCUUUGAUAGGUCACCUGUGUUCCAGAUGGUGAAAAAUUUCUUUCAGAGACUCUUACCAGUUUGUGUGCAUAGCUAUAUUGAUCUCUAGAACUGACCAGCACCAGAAUUUGCAGCACACAGAAUCACUUACGGAUUAAGUACUUACGCUCUUCUGCCACUGACUUGUCU
This is a messenger RNA of Catharus ustulatus (Swainson's thrush), 8606 nucleotides long. It is a transcript of the gene STON2, whose product is annotated as stonin 2. The transcript has 7 exons. Gene Ontology annotation, cellular component: synaptic vesicle; AP-2 adaptor complex. The record is from RefSeq and is a predicted model, not a curated record. Lineage: Eukaryota; Metazoa; Chordata; Aves; Passeriformes; Turdidae. Bases 1918 to 4581 code for a protein of 887 amino acids. Gene Ontology annotation, molecular function: clathrin-cargo adaptor activity. Gene Ontology annotation, biological process: regulation of endocytosis; clathrin-dependent endocytosis; synaptic vesicle endocytosis.